Messenger RNA from Bicyclus anynana (squinting bush brown), 3926 nucleotides. RefSeq lists its product as uncharacterized. The record is from RefSeq and is a predicted model, not a curated record. NCBI's taxonomy places the organism in Eukaryota, Metazoa, Arthropoda, Insecta, Lepidoptera, Nymphalidae. Bases 543 to 1235 code for a protein of 230 amino acids. The transcript has 5 exons.
UGUUUAAUUUUUUUAUUGUCUGUGUGGGUGUUGUGUGACGUCGACGUGCGUACGCCACGAAAGUUGUGAAUUAAAUAAAUACAAGGUGUUUUCUAGUUGAGUUGAGUGAAAUUGUGUUAAAUUUUUAUAGAAAAAAUCCAACUUUUUUAGAAAUUUCAACAGAAAAUUUAAUAUUGUUGGUUGCGUGAAUAAACUAAAAAGUUUUUUACAUCCUGUUCCAAGUUUAAAACAAGGCCGUGGCCCGUGUCAUUUUAUCUUAAAUUAACAGAUUUUCUUUGUUACGCGAAAGAAAACGAUGUUAUGAGAAACAAUGGACUCCACGUAAAUGCGUUCACUAGAAAACGCUAUAAGUUAUACCGCGUGUGAAAUGUGAUGUAACGCCAUCUGUUGGUGACAGUUAGACACAGCACGAGCGUGGGAAGUUGACAGAGAAGUUGUGUAUAUGAUGCCUGCUCACCUAUUUUGACGGUUUUUGAGCAAGAGUCUAAGGAUUAAGUGGGCGGUAAAGCAUUGUAUGGCUGCGAUUGGGGAAAAAGAACAAAAUGAAGCUCAAUUUGUUCAAACGGUCGAUGAUUUUUGCGACGUUUUUUGGAUCGUGUCUAUGUAUAGCAUUGAUUGUUGCGUCUUUGGGCACGACGCAUUGGGUCGACGCGAGGGCGAGGUGGUUGUCCUCUAACCCGUCUAAACCCCCCACAAAUUACGAUAGGACACGAGAGGGUAGAAUAAACUUUGGACUGUUCGAAGGUCAUAAGGAGUUGCACCUCGGAUAUGGAUCCAGACAUUCCGAUUUGAGUGUGAAAGCCGGCACACACCCCGCUCGUCGAUGGUCAUGGUGCGGAGCAGCGGCGCAGCUAGCGGUCGCCCUGGCGGCUUCGGGCGCCGCUUGCGUCCUCGCCGCGUUAGGCUCCGCCGCCAGAAAUCGAUGCUCGCCGAAACCGUUGCUUAUAUGCAACUGCGCCACUAUACUGUUCACCAUGGGAACUAUGUCCGUGUGGCUGACGGAGUUUUUCCUGCGUCUGCAACACAAUGUCAUGUCUGAUGAAGACCUGUCCAACCACUGGUCGUCAGAUUCCACUGCCGAACUUGGGAUUUCCUUCUGGCUAGUGGUGACAGCGUGUAUAACCGCCUUCGUGAACAACGUGUGCAUCCUCAUAGCGAUGGCGGACGCGCGCGACGCGGACACCAUUGCGCCCGCACUCGAGGAGAAGGUCAACGGCGCCAUCAUGCUGUAUUAGGGAGAUGCCUUAUUAGCGCAUUCCGUUGCAACGACGCAACGUAUCGCAUCUCCCUUAGACGAGUCAAUAUUUGAAAUUGUGCACAAAAAAAUUAACAUAGAAAAACGACUUAACUCACGUACUAUUGUCGGACUAACUGUGUAGAAAAUGUUUACAUAGAAAAACGGUAAAACUAGAUUUUUGUUGAAGUAACUUUGCACAAAACCUUCAUAUAGUAAAACAGCGUGUUUCAUUCGUGAGUUUACUUAAUUUCAAUGUUUUGUGUUUCAAAGUUUCAAUAUUUUCUACACAGUUAGUCAACAGACUAGUAGAAAAUAUUGAAACUUUGAAACACAAACAUUUAAAUAGAAAAAGGGCUAAACACACAUGGCUAUUGUCGAAUUAUGGUUUGCCUAUGCCAACACAUACUAACUGUGUAGUGUUUACUAACUUAUGUAGUAAAAAUAAAAUUCAUUUAUUUCAGGCAUACACCCAUAUUAAGAAAAACAUAAAAGCAAAAAUCAAAAAUAAAAUUAAAAAGUCGAAAUGUAGUGUUUAUGAAUAAAUCUCAGGCUAAUUACAUAAAAUGGACUAGUAUCGCACCCAAAUUCAUAAACAAAAUUGUCUGUAAUUUUUUGAGGAAAUGGAGCUUAGAUUCUUCUUUCUUGACUUAAUUCUUGACCGUUUUUUACAGCAUUCAACUACACAAAAAGGUAUUUUUACGUAGCUCUUCUUACAGCUAUAAACAUCGAGUCUAUAGAGACAGCUUUUAUUAGCUUUAGAUCGUUGAUCAAAUACUCUGACAGAAAAGUAACGUCUAGCGAGGCAGGUCCUUAUGUUAUUAGUCUGAGGAAUCAAUAGAUCUGACAUCGCACUAAUACAUGUAUAUGAAUAAGUAUUUUACAUAAAGGCUCAAAGAUUACGUAUGUCUUCUAGUACUUUAGUUUUCUUUAAGUAUAUAAGGCUGAAUGUUAGAUUAAGUCAAAGGUUUUCGAAUAUAAUAAUUUUAUAGUGUUGUGUAAGAAUUACGUUCAUUUUCUUUAUGAUAUUAUACUAUUUGAAACUAAAACUACCAAUGUUUAAAUAUCUUAAAUAAUAGUAUAAAAAUUAAGCUAAAAACCUUUGUAUUAUAUUGCUUAAAGUAUUUUAAUAUUGUGUAAGAACUCCGUCCAUUUUCUUUAUUAAAUUAUACAAUUGAAGCUCUAAGCUACUAUAUAAGACAUUAUUGUUCAUAGACUAAUAAAAUAAGCAGAUGGCAUUCAACUGAAGCACCGUAAUGGCGCCGAGUAAUAGAGAGAUGUGUGAGUAUGAAGUGUAUUGGAAAUUAAUGGCGAUCUGUCUUAAUAUUAUAUGCGUGUUGGUGUGUUCGUAUAUAUACAUAGAGGAAUUUACACCCAAAUUAUCCAAUAAAAUUGUUUUGUUGUAGUUUUUUGGGGGGACGAGGUAAACUCGAGGUAAACAUCGAAAAUAUUUAACACCAAUAAAUAUAUUCUGUGUUAUUACACUUUAUACAACUAUAGACUUGAUUUCCAAUACACACACCUGUAUUUUUAAUAACCAUGCUAGAUCAUGAUCAUAUACUUUUGACAGAGGGGUAACGUCUAACGUCAGGUCUUAAUAUAAUUGGUCUGAGUAUAUGUAUAUGCGAACUUGCAAAAUUGGGGUACGUCACUUUUUAGUUCAGAUAACGGUGUCUGGACUUUUUAUUAUGUCUAUGUUAUUAUAGUAUCAGAGUUAUACUAAAAAUAUGAAUUACAUAGAUCAAAAUUCACUAUUUACCUAGAUCUUGAUUAGAAUCUCACUAAAAUGCUAUUUCUCCAUUGCUAUAGCAUAGUAAGAACUAUAGUUACAUUCGAAAACAGCAAGGAAAGAGCAUAACGUAACUUACUCGUAUGAAUCUAUACUAUAUAAUUAUUUAUACUAAUAUUAUAAUCAGUCUGUCUGUCUUCACGGCCAUACCUCUUAACCGAUUUGGAUGAAAUUUGGUACAGAGAUAAAAUGGACUAUAGGGCAGAACAUGGCAUACUUUUUAUUCCGGAAUAGUCCAAGGUUCCCGUGAAAUUUUCAAAAAAUACAAUUUCAUGCGAACGAAAUCGCGAGCGUCCACUAGUAUGAUAUAACCCGUCAGUAUUGUUUUUUAGUUUUGAUAUACUUAAAUAAAUAAAUUUCUCAGAAAUUUCUCAGAAGUAAAUAUUAUCUACUAUACUAUAUAUAAUGAAAUUUAAACGCGGCACGAUAUAAACUUGCAAACUUAAAUACGCGGUGCGAUCAGUUUGGAUCGUACCGCGUUGCGAGAACCAGCUCAUGACUAAGGGCCCCGUAUGGGUUCGAAACUAUGGCCCUUAUUUGAUUUUUUAAAUCUGUGACCGCCCGAAAGACUAUCAAAAACCGUAAUUAAUUAUUUAAUACAAACAGGAUAAAAGCCAUUACAUUAUUUUAUUCAAUUUAUAACAAAAAACUCAAUAGCAUGACCAUAUUUUGAAAAUGUAGUAUAAUUUGUGCAUUUAACUAAUGUUUUUUGAGAAAUAAAUUUGAUAUUAAUAAAAUAAAUUAAAAAGUAGGUAGUGCAUAUUUUUUAUUUGCAUUUUAAUUGUUAGUGCCAUUAGGUUAAAUAUUUUGUACAUUGAUUUUCUAUUUGUAAUUAACUUAUAUUUUGUGUAUUUUUUUAUUGACCUAAUCGUGAAUAAAUACUAAUUAGAUUUUCUCAAAAAA